CGGAGCUGCACCGGGAGGCCCCAGGCGGAGGGGCCCCAGGCGGAGCUGCACCGGGAGGCGCCAGGCGGAGGGGCGCCAGGCGGAGCUGCUCCGGAAGGACCAGAGGAGGAGGGGGAGGACCCUGUAAUCAGCUCACCUAGGAAGGCACGAAGACCCUUUGCCCGGUUGUGCCUGGAGGAGUGGCACCAGCACCAUGGAUUUCUGGGUGCAGUUCAGUGCCCAGAGCCAAGCCAAGGAGCGGGUUUUCAGAGCCGCUCAGUAUGCCUGCACUCUGCUCGGCUACACGCUGCAGAAGAAUGGAGCGAGUGCUGAUUUCCUCACCAGGAUCAAACAGCUGGAGGCUCACAUGAGCCUGGGGCGCAAGUUGUUCCGACUGGGGAACUCGGCGGAUGCCCUGGAGUCAGCAAAGCGAGCCAUCCACCUGUCGGAUGUGGUCUUGCGCUUCUGCAUCACCGUCAGCAACCUGAACCGAGCGAUGUACUUUGCCUGUGACAACAUCCUGUGGGCAGGGAAGUCGGGCCUCCUCCCUCACAUGGACCAGGAUAAGUGGAGCCAACGGUCCUUCAGAUAUUACUUCUUUGCUCUGAUCCUGAACCUAAGCCGGGAUGCCUACGAGAUCCGGCUCCUGAUGGAGCGUGAGGCGUGCGGGAAGCGUCCAAAGGGCAGUGAGACCAGGCACGCGCUCCGAGCAGACAGCAGUCUCCAGCAGCUGGUGCUGAGGCUGAAAGUCCAGCUCCACCUUCUUGUGCACGUGCUGAGGAGCAACCCUCCUUUGCUUGUGGACGUGGUGAAAAACGCCUGCGAUAUCUUCAUCCCGCUGGACAAGCUGGGGCUGUACAAGACCAACCCAGGCUUUGUGGGGCUGUGUGGCCUUACCUCCUCCAUCCUCUCUAUCCUCACCAUCGUUCAUCCUUGGCUCAAACUUAAACCUUAACCGAGAGGACUGGCUGGUUGGUAGAGGGAUGUGGAGCCUUCGCCUUUGUUACCGGUUCGAGGCCAGCCCAGGAUGUUAGGGGCCCAAGGUUGCUACCAUCCAGUGGCUGGUAUGCAAUGAAUUUCGAGGGCGGGGGCUCAAUACUAUGAUAGGACAAGUGUUCACGGUCCGCCACCAGAACUGAUGCUAAUUCACAGCCUUAGCCAGGGAUUGGAUGAACUGUGGAGACUGAGCUCCCCUUCUGUCCCUACAGGAGUUCCGUGCCUCAGUUUUCCCACCUGUAAAGCCAGGAGGUAGCAAGUAGGGGAGGAGGCUUUUGUAGCUGCUGCCCGUGUACUACCUGGUCUAUGGAUACAGAGUGGACUUUGGUCUCCACGGCUGUCCAUCUGGCACGUGGAAGUCCCGUUUUAAAUAGAACCCUUGAAGUACUGUGAGUAACAAGCGGCUGGAGUUUGGCUAGAGACUUCUGAGGUGGAUUGCUGAGCCCCAGUUUAUUAGGCAUGCCAGGUAACUUUGAAGGGUGCCGGGGAAGCUCGCGGAGUAGCAGCACUUAACGGUGAUGACAUGACAUGGCAUGUCUUUGUGGGCGCUGGCAGAGUGCAGGCUGCCGUGUUCCCAGCUGUUCCUGUUGAUGCAGUCCCCAGUUCUGACACCCCUGGAAACCGUGGAUUUUCUUGCUGCCCUGGCAGCAACAUUAGGUUAGGUUUGAUGGUAGGAAAAUGAAGGUAAACAGCAAUAUUCAGUCUCUCCUCUUACCUUUUUUAUCUGUUUGUCUGGCUCUAUUUUUCCAUUGUUUAUAAAGCACGUAGGGACGUUCAGGCAUGGAGCAUGGUGACCUGUGAAAUCGGGUAGGUGAAACUGACAUGAUCCACACCAAUUUGCAGCAAUGGGUAGAGACUGUAAGAUGAGGUGUGAUCUUGGUGCAGGGACAGGACUGAGGACCCUUGGUUCUGUUUUUUUUCUUCUGCCCUGAAUGACUGUGGACCUUCAUGUCUCUGUGCCUCGGUUUCCCCAUCUGUAAAGUAGGAAUGACACAGACCUACCCUCCUGUGCCUGCACUCCUGUUCACACAGCUAGCCAAGUGCUCACCCUGCUGUUUUUUAAUGGCUUCUUUGGUGUACUUCAAUAAACUGGAGAGGAGGAGAAAACAAAUGGUGCAGUGCUAACUUUGAAUGGAAAUCUGUAUUGAGAUUGUUUUCAUAAUAAAAGUAUGUGCUGAUCUGACCA
Chelonoidis abingdonii (Abingdon island giant tortoise) is the source of this 2161-nucleotide messenger RNA. RefSeq names its product peroxisomal biogenesis factor 11 beta (gene PEX11B). Gene Ontology annotation, biological process: peroxisome fission. The record is from RefSeq and is a predicted model, not a curated record. NCBI's taxonomy places the organism in Eukaryota, Metazoa, Chordata, Testudines, Testudinidae. Gene Ontology annotation, cellular component: peroxisomal membrane.